This is a messenger RNA of Ylistrum balloti, 4306 nucleotides long. RefSeq lists its product as uncharacterized. The record is from RefSeq and is a predicted model, not a curated record. Lineage: Eukaryota; Metazoa; Mollusca; Bivalvia; Pectinida; Pectinidae. Bases 383 to 2671 code for a protein of 762 amino acids. The transcript is spliced from 8 exons.
CUCUCUCAAUUUAGUUAAACGGCAUUUUAAUCAGUAUCUAGCGUUAUACGACGGACUCACGGAAAAAUAUCGACACAUACGCGUGGUAUUCACUGGCGCUGAAGGCGCCGGGAAAACUACCGUAUGUCGUCGUCUCCAGAAAGAACCUGUCAACCUCGAGUCGAGAGAACCAACUGUAGGGGCUGUGUUACGUCCUGAUUGUUUCUCAGUCAACUUGAAUUCAAGAACAUGGAAGCAUGAAGGUAGUCGGUCACCAAAUGAUGUAGUGAGGACUCGUUUGGGAGCUGUGGUGAGAAACCAGGAAGCAAGGACUAGUUUGAGAAAUGUGGCCGGAAGCAGCACAGGAAUUCGAGAGCAUUUAUCAUCACUAUCAAAGGAACAAAUGAAAGAGGCAAUAGCAGUCUUACGGGCUUCACGAUAUGCUGACACUGACUUAGCGUUUCUCUCCCUGUGGGAUAUGGGUGGACACAUGUCGUUCCAGGCUUCCCACAAUGUUUUUAUUUCGUCACAUGGCGUGUAUUUACUAGUCUUCAGAUUGACAGAUUUUCUCAGAAAUAAGCUGGAAACGGUCCGCCUGAAAAAAUGGAUCAGAAUCAUUGGCACGUUUUCUUCGUGUCAACUGAAUGCACCACAAACGAGAACGUAUGCUCCACCGAUAAUUUUCGUCGGUACAUUUUUGGAUAAAUUGAAGGAAAACGAGGACCACGACAAACAGAUAGAUAUGAUACGGUCAAGUAUCUCAAAAUUCCCUGAACUCUCAGUGCACCGAUUUGUCAAGUUCUGUACAGUCGACAACAGCCUCGGCGAUGAAGAUAAUGACCUAGAAAUGUUAAGAGGUCUUAUCACAGAGGCAGCUGUUCAUCAGGAUCAGUGGGACAGACAACUCCCUACAACGUGGUUAAAACUCGAGAUGGACCUACAUCAAUUAAGAGAAAAAGGAAAAAGAAUACUCACAAUCGAAGAGAUUAUCGAGAUGAACAAAUCAUCUCCAGCGCCAUUGACCGAUGUUAAUGAGAUCAAACUUGCCCUUGAAUAUCUUCACUGCACGAGGUCAGUAAUAUAUUUUCGGGAGUUUGACCACGUCAUCAACGACCCCCAGUGGCUUGUCGAUUUCUUCAGUAUCCUGAUUACCGAUGACCAAUUUCUCACUGAAGGCGACCUCUUAAUGGCCAGGGACCAGGAACUGUACAAAACAAAGGGCGAGUUGACACAGGAACUGAUUGAAGGCCUCUUACGUCUGGAGAAGAACCAAGAUUUCAUUCCACAUAAAUCCAUUCUUCUGGCGCUGAUGGAAAAAUUUGGAUUGAUAGUAAAAAUGCAGUUGUCAGGAUCCGAAUCUGAACAUCGACGGUUCAGUGAGAAGUAUACAAUCCCCAGCAAACUUAUGGAACUGCAGAACAUCGAUGUAAUAACAAGAGAGGUCACCCGCCUAAAGAGAAGGUUCUUUGUUUCUAAGGCGUUAUGCUUAGUAUUCAACGAUGUUUAUGUACCUGAUGAGUUGUUUCACAGAAUCUUCGCCGAGAUCCUCAGGACGUACACAUCGACAUCUUUGUCAACACAAAGCCUCGAAAUAACGACUGAAAUGGAUCAGAUGAGACCAGGAAGCGGUAACGCGUGUCUUUAUAGAGGUUUCGGUUGUUUCGAGAUCAACGACCUCUGCGGAAUUAUUCUGUCUAUGCAGCCUGAGAGGUCCACCAUUGCCGUGACAAUAUUCAGCCGAACGGAAACCGUUCUUCCCGAAGGAUGCGGCAAACUUGUCAAGGUCUCGAUCGAAAGGAUUCUUCGUGACGCUUUAGAAAUGAGUAACCAGCAACACUUUCAGCAUACAUACAAACUACACUGCAACUUCUUCCUGGGUCCAUAUGACACCCCUGUAGAUCUGUUCGGCGUCAUCCACUCAGAGAGGGGCGUUCCAUGUAAAGGGGUAGAGUGUCUAGGGCAACACCUUCUGUCAAGAAUAGACGCCAAAUUUUGGGAUAUCACACAGGAUUCCGUACGAGUUCCAGUGCAUAGAUCGAUAAGUGAACCGGCAAAUGAGGACACAACGUUUCCUGACAGAAGGCCAACGCCGCGGGAACUUGGUCGUCUGUCCCGUCUAGUAAGCGCCUCGUCAUAUCAGCUGUUGUUUACAGAGCUUGGUGUUCCUAUACCAGACAUCGAUUACGCUAAGAAUGAUUUGUUAAGCUUAUCGACAGUAACUCUGAUCACCAAACUGUUUCUGAAUUGGUCCAAUGCCUACCCGAAUCAGACGUUUCAACACAUCACACAGGCUAUGAAGAACGUUGGCAUGGCAACUGACCGCGUUGUUGAAAUGGUCGAAACGGAAGCGGAACCACCAGGUGAAGUACCAUCAGAGGUUUUGGGUAGAUCUCCAACUGAUUCAGAAAUCCAACAAAUCAUCAACUACAUCGAUAUAUCGUUCUACAACCUCUACUUAGAGAUCGGAUUAUCACCUCCAAUCAUAGAGCAGCAAAUGGUAAACUAUCACCAAAACAUCAGAGGAGUGUUGACAGCUCUUCUUCACUGUUGGAGAGAUACUUUCCAAGAGGAGGCAACUAUAGGCAGAUUGUUGACAGCGAUGAAAAUGUGUGGGAUGGACUGGUAUACAACAGCAAAGAUCUGGCCAAGAUGUCAGGGAGAAGUUGUUACUAGACCAAAAAAAGAAAAAUGAAGAAAAACGUAAAUGUUCAGUCAUGUGACAUGAUAUACUGAAAAAAACAAAACACAUCAGUACGGAUCAACACGAGUACUCUACUCAAUGUUAUAAGUUAAUCGAUGAAUCAAAUCCAGGGAACAUUUCUAAUUAUAGUUAUUACCGUACGGCCUGUGGACUAUUAUCUGUGUUUUAUUGUAAACAUUAGGCGAAUUUCUCGAAAGGUAAAACUCUUAACUCCACUGAAAGUAAAACAGAAUAUAUGUUGUGAAAAGAUAUGGCUUGGAGUGAGAAGGUUGAUAAAGUUCCAUACAUAUUGUUUUAUCACUAAUAUCAAAACAAUCGACCAGAAAUUUUUAACAUUUUUGUUAUAUUUGUCACAUGUUGUAGUUUUUACUUUUUUUACAUAACAGUUUAUUGAUACAUAACUUUUCUAUUCUCGUGGUGACGAGAGUCCGAAACAUUAUCAUUGUAUACCUACAUUUAGAUACUUGUUGGGAUUCACAUUAAUGUACUGUUACAUGUAGAAUCCCUACCUGUACAAUGGAGUGGUAUCUAAACAGAGAACAGUAGAUAAUUGGGAUCAUAGCGGUUGGUGAAAUCAUAUCGGAGUUUGUAAAUAUUUCGUUUGUUCAUAUUUUGCCCUAGUUUCAUUGAAUUUGAGCUUGCAUUAUAUUUAUGUUCACAUGUUGGUAUUUUUUCAUUUAUCUGUUUACACCAGUGAUGAGACAAAGUGUAGAUCUAUUUACGGUAGAAAUCCAAAAAGAAAAAAGUACAUGAUUACUGGUAUAGGUAUAUCAAUCUCGGUUAUGAUACCAGGUCUUCGGAAAUUCUGAUUGCCAAAAAUUUACGAAAAUGAUAUAAAAUAUAUUUAUUUCUUAUAUUUUGUCGAAAAUUAAUCAACAACUGGCUAAAGUUUUGUAAGCUUGAGGAACAAAUCACAGGAUAGAGUUUUUAUUUCGAAUACUAUCACAUGAUUAAUGCAUUUGUUGGUUGUUAACAUGAACCAGAUCCCUUCGCUGUGAAGUUUAAUGUAUAAUCAACUUCUUGAGUUCGCCAUAUCAGGACGAUAUGCAGAUGAAUACUUCAUUUGCUGGACCGCAUUAUUCAUUAAUCAAAUAUAUUUUUAUACGUGCAGGAAUUGUGAAACAAAUUUUUCUUUUAUUUUCUACAGUACAAAAUAUGUAUAAAAUAAUAUAUUGUAAAUUAAUAUGUUUAUAAUUCCCUUGACAUCCAUUCUGCUUUGUGUUUGUCUAUCUGGCUUUCAUGAGAUUUGAACCGAAUUCAAUUUAUUGUUUUAUAUCAAAACAAUUAUUGGAUUAGAAGGCGUUGUUCAAAAUUAUCUGACAUGAAAAUUACAAAAUUUAUCAAAUGAUGGAGCUAGUGCACCUCCCUGUCUAGAUUUUGACUUUUCUUUCGAUCACUUUGAAUGUUCCUUAGUCGCCUCCUAGAUUUCAACAUUUAUACCCUUAGCAUCACUGCCGAGUUCCAGCUGCAUGCUGAAGUUUAGAUAUUUUUUUGGCUCUAAUCUAACUAUAAAUUUGUAUUGAAAGGUGCGAUUUACUUGUGUGUCUUUUAUACAAUAUUCAAUAUCAUUUAAUAUUUACAGGACUUGAAAAAUAAAUGCGUUUUCGUCAAAUGAAUUUUUAUCUA